Molecule: messenger RNA, 4644 nt
Organism: Aspergillus thermomutatus
Lineage: Eukaryota; Fungi; Ascomycota; Eurotiomycetes; Eurotiales; Aspergillaceae
Product: putative DNA repair protein Rad4
Exons: 5
Coding region: 1-4644 (1547 amino acids)
Biological process (GO): nucleotide-excision repair; mismatch repair
Cellular component (GO): nucleotide-excision repair factor 2 complex; cytoplasm; XPC complex
Molecular function (GO): damaged DNA binding; single-stranded DNA binding
Source: RefSeq, a predicted model, not a curated record
AUGCGCCAUGCACCUCCUUACCGCUCGGCCAGGGGCGGACGCCCUCGUGGUCGACCCAAAGGACACGAGGAGGAAGAUGAAAUACCCGAAGUCUACCGGGAAAUGCUCGCUGAAGCAGAAUUCCGGAGUCCAGAUGUCUCGGAUGCGGAUCGUCCUAUCAAGAAACGAAAGGUUGGAGCUCAGAGAGCUACAACUUCUGAUGUUGUUUCUGUGCCUCAAAUACCACUGCCAAAGGAGGAUCAAGGCCAAGCCAGCCGGCAGAUACAGACAGUCUAUGACGAGCCCACGUCAGAAGAAUCCGAUAUGGAGUGGGAAGAAGUUGACCUUCUACAAACCCCAGCUCAGUCCAUUCAGAUAGGUCCUGUGACGACGAGGGGCGACGAUGAAUCACUCCAGAUCACUCUCGACAAUCAUGAAGGAAAGAGACGGAAAGUAAUCUCAAGGCAAAAGCCACUCACCGCAGCCGAGAAAAAGCUCAGAUUAGAUAUACACAAAGUUCAUGUGCUCUGUCUCCUCCGCCAUGUGCAAAUACGGAAUCUAUGGUGCAACGACGAUGAACUACAGAGCUUCCUCAAGAGGAUGUUACCCAAGCAAGUGAUAGCCAUGUUAAAUCCACCAGAGGACAAACCACAGUACAGCCGGUCUACAACUUUUGUCGAGGGGCUGAAUCAAGCCAGUGAUGCUUUUAGCAGGAGAUUCAGAGUAAAUAGACCGGGCUUGAAACGAGCUCAUUGGGUAGAUGAUCCGGAAAAGUUGAAGCAAAAAGCGGAGUCUAUUAUGUCCGAUGCGGAAGUCUUUUUGUCAAAAGAAGACUUCUGCAAGCAAGCUAGGACAAUGCAGGGCUCUCGUGACUUUGGUGCUCAGUUGUUCUGUGCUCUUCUACGCUCUGCAGCUGUGGAAGCGAGGCUGGUCUGUUCACUCCAGCCUUUGCCAUUUUCUGGGACAACAAAGAGCAUGACGCCGAACAAGCCAAAUUCCCAGUACAUUGUAAUAUCAUCUGAUAACCAUGACACGUCAGCAGAUGAUCAACAGACGUCAGGCCUCUCGCCAACUCCACCGUCAAGGUCUCGAAGACUUGGUCGACCACAAUUCACUCCAGCGCGUCCACCCAAGACCUCUGUUCCAGGUCCGCGAUUUACCACUCGAGUCUCGCCUUAUCCGGUAUUUUGGGUCGAGGCAUUCAAUGAAGCAGUCCAGAAAUGGGUCCCUGUCGAUCCGCUGGUAACCAAAUCGAUUGCAAAACCAUCUAAGUUUGAGCCGCCCUUCAGUGAUCCAUCAAACUGCAUGUGUUAUGUAGUCGGGUUUGAAGAAGAUGCAUCCGCAAGAGACGUUACCAGGCGCUAUGUAAAAGCAUUUAAUGCAAAAACACGCAAAAUGCGUGUUGAAUCUACUAAAGAUGGCGAGAGAUGGUGGACAAGGACAACGCGCUUGUACGAAAAGCCAUUUCUGGAGGACAGAGAUGAGUUGGAAAUUAGCGAACUGACAGCGAAAACUGCUGCCGAGCCUAUGCCGCGGAAUGUGCAAGACUUUAAAGACCACCCAAUAUACGCGAUUGAGCGACAGCUUCGACGGAAUGAAGUUGUGUUUCCCAAACGCGUCAUUGGCCAAGUCGGUCUUGGAAAGUCGGGAUCGAAAGAUCAGGUGUUGGUGCCGGUGUACCGCCGUAGCGAUGUUCAUGUUGUCCGCAGUGCCGAUAAAUGGUAUCGCUUGGGACGAGACAUCAAAAUCGGCGAACCCCCAUUGAAACAUAUUCGAGCCAACAGAAACAAGGAUGUUGGUUUCAGCGAAGACGAGCACGACAAUGAAAGUGGCGUGGAGAUUCCUCUGUAUGCAUAUUUCCAAACCGAGAUCUACACGCCGCCGCCUGUUGUGCAGGGGAAGGUACCCAAAAACUCUUAUGGGAACCUGGAUGUCUAUGUGCCGAGUAUGGUUCCUCCUGGAGGUGUGCACAUAAAGCAUCCCCAAGCUGCCCAUGCAGCCAGGGUCCUUGGUGUUGAUUAUGCAGACGCAGUUACAGGCUUUGAUUUCAAGGGCCGACAUGGAACUGCUGUUAUUCAAGGAGUUGUUGUUGCCAGCGAGUAUCGGGAGGCGCUUGAAGAGGUCUUGAAUUGCCUUGAAGACGAGAGAAGGCAAGCCGAGUCCGAGGAAAGAUCGACAGAGAUGUUACGGUUGUGGAAGCAUUUUCUUCUAAAACUACGAAUUGCAGAAAGGGUCAAACGCUAUGCCAUUGAAGGUGAAGAGAGCGCUAGUGAAAGCUCUGAAGGCUAUGAGAAUCAAGAGGAAGCCGGUGGCGGAUUUCUCCCUGAACCAGAGCAGGAAAUGGCCGACGCAGGAAAAUUUUCGACUUAUCAACGAUCAACCGAACAAGAGCCUCGAGAUUAUACAUUAAAUGAAGCAUCAACAAAUGAUAGCGCCCGAGGAGAUGAAUCGCAAGGUGAUGGAUUCAAAGCUGACAAGAGUGCCAACCACAUAGAAGCAAUCAGUCAGAAUACUUCCGAAAUCGACAUUGCCAAGGCAUCAAGACGUUCUCGUUACAGCCUUAUCGUCGUUCCUAACAAGAAAGCAAACAGUAAUGAGAACGGCACCUCCCAACAGCAGCCGGAACAAUCUCCUGAAAUAGUGGAGCUUGACCCAGCAGCAGAGGCUGAGAGUGUGAAGAGCUCUGGGCAGACUGGUCCUGCAGGCUCAUCGCAAGCUCCCAUUAUCGUCGACUCUUCAACAGCAGGCGGCUCCAAAUCAACUAGUGUUGAGAUACUGUCGCGGGCAGCAUCGCAGACCCAAUCGCGAGCUCACACACCAGAGGAAAUGGACGAGAUAUCAGAAGCUGAUGACAAUGGGUCAUUGUUGUCGCAUGAUCCCGAAGAUGAGGAUGCGAUUCCAGAGUGGCUAAUUGACUUUGUGACACCAAGGACACAGAACGCCGAAUCCGAUGAUGAUGAUGACAAUCUCGAUUAUAUCGAUGAUGCCGCUCAAGAUAAUAAUCCGGAUAGUCGUCAGGUGAUCGAGAUAGAUGACAAUUCCGAUGGCGAUGCUAGUUAUCAACCAACCUCACAUACACGGGCCCGGCGCACCGGGGGCGCCAAACAAAGACCAGAUGCCGCGCGCAAUGCAUCGGGGCUGAGAAGGGGUACAAACCAAGCUGGUCCAGCUGAAAAGCGACCCGGAAGGAAGAGUAUCGAAAGUGUCAAGGGCAACAAGAAGAGGACGGAGAAGCAGCAAAAGGACAAGACACUCACUCAGAUGGAUUACGUGCGGCGUUACCUGAAGAUCGAGCCUGACGAUGAAGUCAAGCUGGAGUACACCUAUAUCACUCCGAAGAAGAAUGAUAACCAGAAAUUCAAAGCAAAACUCCCUCGUGGGCUUGAGUCUGCGCCCACUGAGUAUGCCAGCGCCCAAGAAUCCUUAAGCUCGAGCAAGAAGAGGAAGCUGGAGGCUGAGGAGGAUAUGAAAGAAGUCUUGUCCAGUACUUCGACACCGGAAAAGAAAAUCUUGAAAGGAAGCCCGUAUACGCCACGAAAACCACGGAAAUCUGAAAUACCUUCCUCUCAGUCACCCGAAAGUCCUGGGGUUGCGAUAAUUUCAUCAUCACAAUUUCGAAACGCUACUCGAUCCCCUCCCAACAUUAAUUCUUCGACCAAGCCCACUCCUACCAUCAAAGAAGAAUCGCCUAGCUUGGACCAGACGGAAAUAAUCACAAGGCAGGUGUCAAUGGUUGAAGAUCAAUUGUCGUCGUCCAUGAUGCCCGAUUCUGCAUUGUCAUCCCAGCUUGCUGUUGAUGAUGAAACGACCUUUGAUGGUGAAGAGACACAGUCGAAUUCAGCAAAGGGACCAUCCGCUUCCGCGUCUGAGUUGGAGGAGAAACCCGAACCUGACAAACCUCCACCGAGUACGGAGAGAACAGUAGUGUAUGAAACGGACGCCGAAACGGACUAUAGUGAUGAUGAGCCCAUAGUCUCUGGGCCGCAUGACGAGCCGAAUGCGGUUGUUUUUGAGGAUCAAGCCGACGAGGAUGAAGACAGAUCACCACUCAAUGACUCCCAAGACCUCCCUCCACCUAUAAUGCAUCCUGGUUUGGAAGAUGAGCCUGGGCCUUUACAGUCUGAAACCAAUCUGUCGUCCGAGGCAUCAAUCUUAUAUCAAAGACGGCACCCUGCCACUCAAUUUCCACUCGAACCCAUACCUACGCUGAGCACUCAGAAGCUGGCGGAGCUUUUCCCACAGGAAUCCAGCAUUCAGCAAACCAUGACAGAGACUUCGUGUACCAAGUCAUCCGCUCACAAGGUUCAGGCAUUAUCUGAUCCCUCCUUUCAGACGCAGACUCAAAGCCAAACCCAAGACCUGGACAAAUAUUCGACGGAGAUGAUCCCGGAAUCCUCGCCCGUCGCACGGCACGGAGACUACGCGAGUACGGGUGAUCCUUUACUCCCUCAGAACCGUGCUCAGAGCGUGGUGCAGGUAGAGUCUUCACAAAUAGUGGAUCGUCUCAAAAGGCAGGCUGAUCCAGAUGAAGAUUCUCGCCCUAGGGGAAUGCUGUCCCGCAGCCAACUUCUCACCUCUAGUGUCAUGGAGAGUGUUCCUGUGCCGGGUUUCUGGAUGGGCAGUCAGGACAGUGUUGGAGAACCCUACAGCUUGACAGAUACAUAG